CCUAGCGGUAGAGUAGUACGUACUCGUGACUUAACUUUUUUGACGUUUGCGUUCGUGUCAUCGCAGUAAACAGUACACGUACUCGUUUUUUUGUAAUUUUUAUCCACAAUCUUAUCAGAUUUCACUGGUUUAGUGCAUUUUGUUAUUUAUUUUAAACGGAAAAUGUCGUCAACUGAAGAUACUUCACAGCUGAAAGCUGGACAUCCACCAGCAGUGAAAGCUGGUGGCAUGAGAAUCACACAACAUAAAACGCCUCAUGCGAAAGACCCCAAAGAACCAGCAAAUGAAGACUUAACGGGGCUCUCUGGCCCAUCACCAGUGCCGUCCAACCCUGUAUCAAUCUCUGGAGCACCUAACAGGGGCAAUGCAGACUUCACACCGGAGGCUGCACAAGUAGCACAUAGUCCGAAGCCUCCAGCUCAUAUCAACAUUAAGCCCAGCCCACACAUCCAACAGCCCAGAAAGUAGACUUAAAUAAAGAAGUUGGAUAGGCAUACCAAAACUCCAAAUACACAUUAGGUAUAUAUUAAAAAAUAUAUAUAUUUUAACUACAGGAUUAACAAAAGUAUAAUGUAAGAAUAUAUUUAACAAUCAGGAAAUUAUAAUAGCAAGUCUAAACAUUAAUGAAAUUUUUAUCAACUAACAAUCAAUAUUUCUUCACAGCUGUUCAAAUAUCACUGAAACAUUCCUAUUCAUGUCAUUACUAAAUGUCGAACUUAAAACGCCUCAUGCGAAAGACCCGAAAUACGAAAUAACUUGACUGGGCUUAAACCAGUACAUUAUGCCAAUUGGACCCUGCUAUUCCAACGAGCUGCAGGAGAUCUUAACAAUAUUAUCGGGGUCUCUCAUAUGCUGCUAAAAAUUAUUUUCACAGUAAUGUCCUGAAAAUAAAAUGUUACUACAAUCAUAGCAUAACAUUCACGAGUUUGCUACUC
This is a messenger RNA of Diatraea saccharalis (sugarcane borer), 935 nucleotides long. Lineage: Eukaryota; Metazoa; Arthropoda; Insecta; Lepidoptera; Crambidae. The record is from the annotation of a GenBank genome assembly.